Copidosoma floridanum is the source of this 1731-nucleotide messenger RNA. It is a transcript of the gene SPARC, whose product is annotated as secreted protein, acidic, cysteine-rich. Lineage: Eukaryota; Metazoa; Arthropoda; Insecta; Hymenoptera; Encyrtidae. Gene Ontology annotation, biological process: anatomical structure development. Gene Ontology annotation, molecular function: calcium ion binding; extracellular matrix binding; collagen binding. The record is from RefSeq and is a predicted model, not a curated record.
GAAGCCAACGCGCUGUGUGCCCCGAUCCCCGAUCACUGUAGGGCCAGUGUACACUGUACAGCCGCGGCGACAUCUCGCAGUCUCCGCUGGCCAAGCGAACCCGUCGGUCUGUCCACUUACUGCUCCGGCGGUUGGCUGCUGCAUCCCUCAGGGAACCAGAGCUUCAGGAGUAAUAGAUUUCAGCCGAGUUUUACUUAUGUAAUGGGGUUAAUAUCACUUGUGCUUGCAAAACGGCACGAUCGCUACGAUGACAAAAAUUGUUUUAAGUAUUGACAUGUUCGAGUUAACGAGAAUAAAUCGAUGGCAGAGACCGAAAAAUGUACUUUAACAACUCGUUACGCGUAGACAGAGAAAAAGUUUUGUCACUUGUUUUCCCAUUGGAAUUGACUUCUAUCGGUCUAAAUACGUCAUUACUUUACAACACUCAACGAUGUUUCGAAACAAAAUGGGGACAAAAAAGCUUCUGGUGUGUCUGUUGAUCGUGGCGCUCUUGCUGAUCCACGAUGCCUCUGCCGAGAAAAAAAAGAAGCAUCGCCGUCGAACAACCACAACGACGGAGGCGACGGCUCAAGACGACGUGAUGAAUAUGCUCGAGGCAGACGAGGUCGCCGAGGAAGCCGCUUCGUCUGAGAAUCGAUCGGCCGAAAAGGCCGUGCCGUUGGAACAGGAGGACCCGUGUUUGCACAAGCACUGCGGGGCUGGACGCGUCUGUAAGUUGUCAGAAGAACGAGAGGCCAAGUGCGUCUGCAUCGAGCAAUGCGACGAAGAGGUUGACCCGCGGAGGCGCGUGUGCACAAACUACAACGAGACUUUCGGCAGCGACUGCGAGGUCUAUCAGGCCAGAUGUUUCUGCGAUACCAACGACCAACGCUGUAAAGGUCCAGAUUACCAGCAUGUACACAUCGAGUACUACGGGGAGUGCAAACAGAUGCCCGCGUGCAAGGAGGAGGAUAGGGCCGACUUCCCGCGGCGUAUGCGCGACUGGCUGUUCAACAUAAUGCGCGACCUGGCCGAUCGUCAAGAACUGCCGCACUACUACUUGAAGAUGCAGCGCGAAGCCGAGUCGAACCACACCCUGCGCUGGACGAACGCCGCCAUCUGGAAGUGGUGUGACCUCGACGGGCACCCCCACGACCGGUCCGUCUCGAGGCACGAGCUCUUCCCAAUCCGCGCGCCCCUCAUGGCCCUCGAGCACUGCAUCGCGCCCUUCCUCGACUCUUGCGACGCCGAUAACGAUCACAAGAUCACGCUCAAGGAAUGGGGAAAGUGCCUUGAGCUCGAAGAGGAUACCUUGGAGGAGCAGUGCGAUCAUAUAGCAGAAGCUGCUGGAGAUCUUGACCACUAACAAGGAAAAUAUUUUCAUGUCUGAGAAAAAUUCAAAUUCGUAUAUUUUUGUGCUUAUUUCUAUAAUAAUUAUAUAUAUGCACAUACAUUUACAAUUUUAUAAGUGCUAUUUUUAUAAUACUCGAGUAUGUCAUAUUAUGAUAGUCUAUACAUAAGAUGUGAUUACAUUUAUAUGUAUUUUAUAUCCAAUUCAUAUGCAUAUUUACACUAUACAUAUUUUUUUCUAGAUGUUUUAAAAUAUUUUAUACGGUGUGAAUUAAAAUUUUUAUUACAUGUAAUUUUUGCCACGAAAACUUUUACUGCUGUAUGGAAUAGUUUGACAGAUUAUAAAUAAUAUAAAGACGGAAAAAAAUACAGUUUUUCAAUAAGAUUUUCUUUCGACACAAA